ACGUCUUAUGAUUUGUCUCCGGCGGCAGGCCCCUCCCCGCAGAGCUGGCGGCCUGGGACGCUGCAAGCGGCCCCGGCGGAGAUGCAGCGGCUCCGGGUGUCGCGGCGCGGGCCGGGUGGUGUGCGGGCCCGAGGCGGGCAGGGGGUAUCCGCCGCGGCACCCACACUUUCCUGACGCCGUAGCCCUGCAGGCGGCCCCGGCUCGUCCCAGCCAUCUCCCCGCUUUGCAGUCCCCACCCCUCCGCCCUUUGUGCCGCCGCCACCCGACGUCCCCAGCUCGGCGGGACCCAGGGCGCGCGGGAGCGAGAGGCCCCGCUGUGCGCACGGCCGGUAGCGGAUGGCGAUCGCGCGCGGAGGGCGAAGGGGCGUUGCAGCCCGAGCCCGCGACGUGGGAAGCCCGGGCCGCCUCCGACGCAUUGUCCCGGGCUGCGAGCCCAGGCCCUGAGCUGCCGCAGCGCCCGCCCACCGCCACCCGCGGGGCCAUGCGGAGAGCGGCCGGGAUGGAGGACUACUCCGCAGAGGAGGAGGAGUCCUGGUACGAUCAUCAGGACCUGGAGCAGGACUUGCACCUGGCAGCCGAGCUCGGGAAGACCCUGCUGGAGAGGAACAAGGAGCUGGAGGAGUCCCUGCAGCAGAUGUACUCCACCAACGAGGAGCAGGUGCAGGAGAUCGAGUACCUGACCAAGCAGCUGGACACGCUGCGGCUGGUGAAUGAACAGCAUGCCAAAGUGUACGAGCAGCUGGACCUGACCGCCAGAGACCUGGAGCUGACCAAUCAGAGGCUGGCGCUGGACAGUAAGGCGGCCCAGCAGAAGAUCCACGGGCUGACAGAGACCAUUGAGCGCCUGCAGUGCCAGGUCGAGGAGCUGCAGGCCCAGGUGGAACAACUUCGAGGCCUGGAGCAGCUUCGGGUUCGCCGGGAAAAGCGGGAACGCAGGAGAACCAUCCAUACCUUCCCCUGCCUGAAGGAGCUGUGCACAAGCCCCCGCAGGUGUGAAGAUGCCUUCCGCCUGCACAGUUCCUCGCUGGAGCUUGGCCCUCGGCCCCUGGAGCAGGAGAAUGAACGACUGCAGACCUUGGUGGGGGUGCUGCGUUCCCAGGUGAGCCAGGAGCGACAGCGCAAGGAGCGUGCGGAGCGCGAGUACACAGUGGUGCUCCAGGAGUACACGGAGCUGGAGCGACAGCUGUGUGAGAUGGAGGGUUGUCGCCUGCGCGUGCAGGAGCUGGAGGCCGAGCUGCUGGAGCUGCAGCAGAUGAAGCAGGCCAAGACCUACCUGCUGGCCCGGGAUGAGCACCUGGCAGAGGCUUUGCUGGCACCCCUCACUCAGGCCCCUGAGGCUGAUGACCCCCAGCCAGGCAGUGGGGAUGACUCCAAUGCCCAGGAUGGUGUCUCCUCGCCUGCAGCCUCCCCCAGCCACGCAGUGCGCAAAAGCUGCAGUGACACAGCACUCAAUGCCAUCGUGGCCAAAGACCCAGCCAGCCGUCACGCUGGCAACCUCACUCUGCACGCCAACAGCGUGCGCAGGCGCGGUAUGUCUAUCCUGAGGGAGGUGGAUGAGCAGUACCACGCACUGCUGGAGAAAUAUGAGGAGCUGCUGAGCAAAUGCCGGCAGCAUGGUGCCGGAGUGCGGCACGCGGGCGUGCAGACCUCGCGGCCCAUCUCCAGGGACAGUUCAUGGAGGGAUCUACUGGGAGGCGAGGAGAGCCAGGGAGAGGGCAAGGCAGGUGAGAAGAGCCUAAGCCAGCACGUGGAGGCCGUGGAUAAGCGGCUGGAGCAGAGCCAACCUGAGUACAAGGCACUCUUCAAAGAGAUCUUCGCCAGGAUCCAGAAGACCAAGGCAGACAUCAACGCCACCAAAGUCAAGACGCAUAGCAGCAAGUGACCCCUGUAGACCUGCAGCCUUCCCUUGCCUCCCCGCCAAGGGGGUCCCUCGUGCCUGGAUGGCAGCCUCUUGGCAGAUAAGAGAGCCCGCUACACACACGCAAUAUAUCCUAGCAGGUGACUGGAGCAUGAGCAGGGAGGCCUCUCUGAUCUGGGGACACAGCAUGUUUGCUUCUGAUGGCUUGGAUCGCCUGCCCUGCUUCCCUUGACCGCUUCGCUUCAGUUUGAAGGCACAGCUCAGUUUAAAAGCCAAACGCCCUCCCCCACUGUCCCUGGGGGCUUCUCAGCUCUCGACCUCUAGACCCCCCCCACCCCGUCCCUGGCCUCACCCUCAGUUUGUGACCAGUCUUAUGCAAGCCUUUCUUGCUCAGCUGGCUUCCCCCACCCCACCCCCUGCCCACAGAUUAGUUUUUCUGAGAGAUUUGCAACGCAGGGUCUCCUCGAGCCUUGCUACAGCUGGAAACACUUGAAAGGGAAUCUCCCAGCCAGCCGUUGCUGGUGUCUGGGGUCCCCUCGACCAUUCACUGCUCUCCCUGCCAGCCAUGACUGUCGUCAUUGUCAUUCCCAUAGCUGUACCGUGUUCCACGCCCUCAGUUCAGAGCAGGGCGCAGGUAGCGCCCCCCCCCUCCCCGGAGCAUGGCCCCCUCCAGGCCUGGCAAAGACCUUCAGCUCCCCGCAGACCUGCAGCCAUACAUGGGUAGUCCCCAUGUCCAUUCCUUCUCAGAGCCAACCUCCUCAAGUUCCAUCCCUGGAGAUGCCUUGUGGGCACGAAGCCUUCCAGGGGCUGGGGGCGGGGCCUACCACCUCUGCUCCUCCUGCCCCAUCUCAGGGACCACGACGUCUCAUCCACUCCUCACUGCCUCCGGCCAGCCCUGGUACAGUUCACAUCUGCAGCCUCCAGAAUGUCCUGUGCGAGUGUCACCGGUCCAGGUCCCAGUGUCCAUCCCUGUCUUUCACCAGGGACUGUAAGAUCUUUACUCCAUGUUAAGUUUUCUUAAAUUGAGGAAGAAAUUCCUCCUUUCCCAAGUUCCUACAGAAUGCCUGCUCUUUAUCCCCACCCUUACGAGAGGGUCAGGGGUUCAAUAUUUUAGUACAAAACUUCAGCAAGUCCAGCUUUGUCUAAGAGAUGCCCAGGUCCCCAGCUGGACUUCAGCAGUCCUUCCGGGCUUCUGGUUCCUUUCUGACACCCUUCCCCAAGAACCUAGAACUCAAAGGAGCCAUACAAUCCAGUGGGAGGCAGUGACCCUGGCCUCUGUGCUGGAGCCCAAUGGGAACCGUCAUGCCUUACCUCCUCCUUCUGGGUAAAGGGGCUUUCUUAUGUCAAGCAUGUUUGACAUCCCUGGAGAAGCAUCCUUGCUCCAGGUGACACUGUGAUGCCAGCUGGCAUCUGGAGCUUUCUGUUCAUGCAGCUUGGAACCUUUCAUCCUGUGGGGCGGGCACCUCCGGGCCCUCUGUGUGUCUCUGUCAUCUAGGGUACAGGAGGCCUUCAGGCCUGUUCACUCCUCGGUUCUGUAACAGCAUCACCUUUGAAGUAUACAUGAGAGAAAUAUAUUUACAAAUGCUUUAUUCUCUUCUUUAAUAAAAAAUGCACCAGUAUUCUAAAAGCAGAAA
This is a messenger RNA of Phodopus roborovskii (desert hamster), 3492 nucleotides long. RefSeq names its product cerebellar degeneration related protein 2 like (gene Cdr2l). The transcript has 5 exons. Lineage: Eukaryota; Metazoa; Chordata; Mammalia; Rodentia; Cricetidae. The record is from RefSeq and is a predicted model, not a curated record. The coding region runs from base 8 to 1882 and encodes 624 amino acids.